AUGGCCGCAUCUUUGGAUCUUGUCAACCAAUCUUUUGUCAAUGAGCUCUCCAAAGGACCCCCACUAUAUGAGAAGACCCCAGCAGAAGCACGCCAAAUCCUCGAGGAUGUUCAGCAACACACCCCAGCACCUGAUAUCAUCCAAGAGGAGCUCGUUAUCCCCUACGAGUCCUAUAAUGUGAAGACAAUCAUCUUCAAACCGAAAGAUACCAGCGGUGACCUGUCUACUAUCUUCUAUACGCACGGAGGUGGCUGGAUUCUGGGAAGCCCCACUGUUCAUGGCUCUUUGAUGGAAGACCUUGCAAGACAGACUGGUGCAGCUGUAGUAUUUCCAUACUACAGUCCUGCCCCCGAGAAGCAGUAUCCAACUCAAUUCGAAGAGUCGUUCGCUGCGUUGAAGUACAUUGUUAAGAAUGGGAAGAACCAUCACUUGAAGACGGAUACCCUUGCACUGGCUGGUGAUAGUGUUGGCGGCCACAUGGCCAUCGCCGUGAUCCAACUAAUCCACACCCGCAACUUAUCCGUCAGCCUGUGCCAACUCAUACUCUUCUACCCGGUCACUGACACCGCAGAGAAAAGUGAAACAUAUAGAAUCUAUCAAGAUGGUCCUUACCUCACUGAACGCACGAUGGACUGGAUGAUUGGUGCCUUUCUACCAAACGAGGAAGAUAGACGCAAUGCGCUUUCUUCGCCGUUGAAGUAUGCAACAGACAAGGAGCUGUCUAGCUUCCCUCCAACUACUGUCUUCUUGUCUGGCGCUGACCCGCUUAUUGGAGAGGGUCGGGCGUUUGGGUUGAGGUUGCAGAAGGCUGGUGUUGAGACUGCUAUUUUGACGGCUGAUGGGCAGAUUCAUGAUUAUGUUAUGCUUGAGCCUAUUCGAGGGACUACUACGGCCAAAGCUGUUGUUGAGCUGGCUGCACUGCAUUUGAAGAAGGGACUGGUGUCCUUUCACCUUGAUGCAAAAUAG
Penicillium antarcticum is the source of this 966-nucleotide messenger RNA. RefSeq names its product alpha/beta hydrolase. NCBI's taxonomy places the organism in Eukaryota, Fungi, Ascomycota, Eurotiomycetes, Eurotiales, Aspergillaceae. Bases 1 to 966 code for a protein of 321 amino acids. The transcript is spliced from 4 exons. Gene Ontology annotation, molecular function: hydrolase activity. The record is from RefSeq and is a predicted model, not a curated record.